Messenger RNA from Callorhinchus milii (elephant shark), 1174 nucleotides. RefSeq names its product soluble scavenger receptor cysteine-rich domain-containing protein SSC5D-like. Lineage: Eukaryota; Metazoa; Chordata; Chondrichthyes; Chimaeriformes; Callorhinchidae. The coding region runs from base 449 to 1174 and encodes 241 amino acids. The record is from RefSeq and is a predicted model, not a curated record. Gene Ontology annotation, cellular component: membrane. The transcript is spliced from 4 exons.
CUUCUCCAAGGCCUUGAUAUUCUUCCUAGAGUUGGGGGUCACUGCUUUCAUUUAACUAAUAAAACCGCGAAGUUUGUCCCCUGUGGACGCUGGUGAGCUGCCGCUAUUUGUGCAAGUCAGACACCCCAUCCGCACCGCCCAUCAGAGAUGACAGUGUUAACAACAACCAACAACUGCAGAUCAGCAGUGGGCGGAGGGGAUGAUGUCAGGGGUCAAAACAUAAUGACUGUGCUGCUUUCCUGUGGUCAGUGUGGAGAGAGCGAGAGAGACUAAGAGUGUGUGUGUCACAGGGAAGUGGAUAUUUGGGGACCAGAGAGCGAAGGUAUCGCGGCAAAAGCUGCUCGUGAGAUCUCCUCCGUGUGGUUUAUCUCCAAAUCUGCGGAGACCCCACCAUUCCAGACACAAGCCUCCGGCCUUUGACCCUCACCAGCUCCUUCUCAUCCUCAAGAUGAAGCAAUUAUUUGUUUUCCUCUUCGUGAUAUUUCCGGAGAGAAAGACGGUGGAAUGUGCAGGGAGUGCGAGUGUGCGGCUGGUGAAUGGCGGCAGCCGGUGUGCCGGGACAGUGGAGGUUUACUAUGGAGGACAGUGGUGUACAGUUUAUGGCUAUGGCUCUGAUGGCUAUGGUUGGGAUAUAUUGGCAGCGGCUGUGGUGUGUAAGGAGUUGGGCUGUGGAGCAGCGCUGUCGGCACCAGUGGCUCAGUUUGGGGAAGGCUCAGAUCAAGUUGUGAUGUAUAAUGUUCGGUGCAGAGGGAGCGAGUCUGCUCUGAGGGAUUGUCCAGGGAACUGGGGUCACUAUUCAAGGGUGUCAUACUCCGCUGAUGCCGGUGUCAUCUGUUCAGGGAGUGUGAGUGUGCGGCUGGUGAAUGGCGGCAGCCCGUGUGCCGGGACAGUGGAGGUUUACUAUGGAGGACAGAGGGGCACAGUGUAUGGCUAUGGCUCUCAGGACUAUGGUUGGGAUAUGAAGGACGCGGCUGUGGUGUGUGAGGAGUUGGGCUGUGGAGCAGCGCUGUCGGCACCAGUGGCUCAGUUUGGGAAAGGCUCAGGUUCCGUUGUCGUGUAUGAUGUUCGGUGCAGUGGGAGCGAGUCUGCUCUGAGGGAUUGUCCAGGAACCUGGGGUCACUAUUCCGCGGUGUCAUACUCCGCUGAUGCCGGUGUCAUAUGUUCAGGUAAAUAA